CCCAGUCACAGCGAAGAUGGUGGUAGCGACAGGAGCUGAGUUACCCUCGCCUGGAUAGAAGGGAAACCAUCCCAAAAUUGCAGCUGGUGUCCUGUUUCUCUACUCCCCGACUCCGGAGGAAAGCUGUGCGAAAAAACAGGGAGGCAAGCAGCGGCGGACGGAAGAGGACGCAGCACAGCCAAAGCGCACAGUGUUGUGUUUGUUGGACACAUGCAUGCCAGCGAAAACUAGUGCUAUCCAGACCUGAGGAAUUGGUGUGGAGAUAAGGGGACAGCGCUGUUUAUGAAGCGGCUUUAAUAACACGGUGGAUGAGCCUGGACCCUGGGUUUUUGGUGAUUGUUCUCCUCUGCUGUGGGGGGAAUGCGAGGGGAGGAAAUCCAGCCUCAGCUCCAAAAAAUCAAGACUCCUAGCUGGGUCGCCUCUCCAAACGCAGGAAAUACGGCCUGGGAAAAAGUUUGGGAGCUUUUGGAAACACAAGGGGGGCCUAGCUCUGACGUUCUGCAUGCGUUAAAUGCCUUCGUUUUUUUAGCAGUGCGUUUCUAAGCGACUAGAUUGUCCCUCUUAUUUCACCCCCUGUGCCCCAAACUAAGUUGGAGAAACGCAUUCAAAUGUAACAUGCCGUUGGAGCGGUUAAUGCAAGAGUUUUGAUCAUCACUAUUUAUAGACCAGCCUAUUCCGACCGAGGCUGUUCCUCAUAUCUGUAUGUUUUGCCAACUGCGCGCAACAAGUUGCAGACACUCCCAACAGCGGCAAACCUAAGAUAAUUUUGCCAGCGGAUGGUAUUUUCUGCACUCCUCGUUAGAUUUGAGCGGCUUUCAAAUACCACACAGCUCUCCCCGACCCCCUCUUCGGAAGGCAGGGGGAAAAUAAACGGUGGAGAUCCGGAGAGGGAGUUCAGGAAAGGACGGGGCUGGAUCUGUGGGAAUAGGCCUGCCUGUCAGGCCUCUUAUAAUCUGAAUCUUGGACUGGACAGGACUCCAAAAUAACUCCGGCUGGAAUAUUUACAUGGCCUCGUUGGAAUAACCAGCAAAAGAGGACUUAUGGGGCUGGGAAAUGCAAUUGAUGAGCACAUUGAGCCAUGCAUGAGCAGGGAUGUAGUGGAGGGUAAAACCACCUUAGGUCAGUUCUCCACCUUUUCAUUUGUGGAAUAGAAUUACCUGCCUUUUAUGGCUGGCAUGGAUGUUUAUAAGGGAAAUUCUCAGUAGCCUGUGCAGCAUAGUAAGCAGCAGCAAACCAACGUAGGUAAGUUAUUUGAAGGUGAGGUCUAUUUAAGGGAAGAAUAAAUUGUCAGUUUCCUAAAAAUAUAGUCGGUUUUGUUUUUAAUGGUGGCUGUGAUGCCUUAUUAUGAUCAUGGACUGGAAGUCAUAGCUCCUUUACAUUUUUAUUUACCACUACAUCACUGGAUGCAGCUUUGGGCCGUUUUUUAGGGGCAAGGGGGAUUAUAAAAUGGACCGUUUGACGCAUGUGGUUUGAGAUGAUAAGAGGGACUAUAACUUCUGUAGCAAUUUGUUGUCCUCAUCACCAGCUGUGGAUAUCCUACAAGUGUAGCAGCUUGGCGUAAUGAAAUCCUGGACUUGAACCUUGUCUCAUUUUUAUGCAAUUUUAAAACGCCUUCCCCCAGACGGUUGACUCUUCGCUGUUGACACUAUCACAACACCGCGCACAACAAGAGGAGAUCAUUUCCAGUGUUGAAAUGACAGGGCUGACCUCAGAAAAGCCUUGAUCAAGUCGUAGAUAUCGUCAGAGCAUUAACCAGUCCUUUCCGAGAAGGAUGUUCAAUUCAGCAGGCAGAGCGGUGACAGUGUUUUUAUCGCAGCUGGAGAGAAAGCCGGGCUCCAGCCGAGAGCCUCAGAGGAGACGGAGAAGUGUAAUGUGAGUACUGACGCAAAACCGGGCUCGGAUAAUGAACUGCUCAAGGAACUGGAACGGCGCGUCUUGUGCGAGUGAAUGUGCAGGCUGCCUUGUGCGUAGCGAAGACGUCUGUGCCGUGCGCACAUUUCAUGCAGUGUGAUUAUUCCAACAAACACCUUUUCUCCCUCCCUCCCUCUCUCUGUCUGCCUGUCUCUCUCAUUCCGCCUGUGUGUCACUCCCUCACCGCCGCCCCCACUCCUUCCCCACCGUGCCACAUGUGCACACACAGCGCCCACACACCGCAUCCAGUUGCCUGAGCGCCAUCAGUCAGCGCCGAGACGAUAUUAUUAGUAUUUAAUACCCCCCCACCCCCCCUCGCCGUCCCUCCGCGUCACACCAGUCAAUAUGGCCACUCUGCAACAUCACCGGCAGCUUCUCAUGCAUGGCACGGAAGUGAGCUGCGACUCCAGCGGGGACGGCGCUGUGACCGUGCGGAUUACCAACAGUGCAUCACACCUGCAUCAGCAGGAGCCGCUAAAAGCUGCCAACAGUGGAGGAGGAGGAGGAGGCUAUGGGGCUGUGAAUAAAAUGAACUCCAACCUCCACAAAUACAGUAUCUCCUCCAGCUGUAGCUCGGGGGAGUCAGGGAUGAGACCGACUGUGAUGACCGCACCACGAAUACAGAGGAAUGUGCCACCGCUGUUUGAACGCUCUGCCGCCCAGUGCUGGGACCCCAAGUUUGACUCGGGCACCUUGGAAGAGGCUUGCCGAGAACGGUGCUUCCCUCAGACCCAGCGGCGCUUUCGUUAUGUCUUGUUCUACCUGGCGGUGGUGGCUGUCUUGUGGGGGAUAUACUUUGGGGUCAACAGUGACCGCUGCGACCCUUUGACCUUCCUAGCCCCGACAGGCUCUUUCCUCCUGCUCCUUGUGCUCCUCUUUCUCUUUACCUUAACCCAACCCUACACACGGCUGUACAACCAAGCCUCCUUGCUCCUGAUUGUGAUCACCUUCGCCAUCACCUUAGCUCCACAGAUACAGACUGCAGGCUAUACUGACUUGGAGUGGGCUGGUGGUGGGAACACCACAUAUGUUUCUCCAGAUGGCAUGGCCUCUCCCCAGGCCCCUUGCAUCUCCCCUGUGGGCACCUUCUCCCUGUGUAUGGAGGUUUUGUUGUUGCUAUACAGCGUCCUCCAUGUCCGUCUGUAUGCCUCAGUGCUGCUGGGGCUCCUGUACUCUGUGUUAUUUGAGGCCUUGGGAUGGCUACCAUUGCUUCAAAGGAGGUAUGAUAGUACCAGCGGGGGAAUGGGACUGGGAGGAACCGAAGGCCAAGGCGGUGGCUCAGGUUCUGACUGGGAAGGAGACACCCUCCGCUGGCUGGGCCCAGGUAAAGCUUUGCUCCAUUUGUGCGCCCAUGUCAUUGGCAUCCACCUGUUCAUCAUGUCCGAGGUGCGUUCCCGCAGCACCUUCCUCAAAGUGGGCCAGGCCAUUAUGCAUGGUAAGGACUUAGAGGUGGAGAAGGCCCUUAAAGAGCGCAUGAUCCACUCCGUCAUGCCACGGCGGGUCGCAGAUGAGCUAAUGAAGCAGGGUGAUGAUGAGGGUGGCGGUGGGGAUAACUCCGGUAAGCGUUACUCUGCUGGGGCUUGCUCUGCCUCGGCCAUGUCAGUGGGCGGUGGAGGUGGUGGUGGAGCUUCGCAAACCCCAAGCACUGCAAGCCCCAGGAACUACCCUCACAACCACCACAAACGGAAGAAAACCUCCAUCCCCCGUGGCCAAAUCAUCUUCCGGCCGUUCAACAUGAAACGCAUGGAACCCGUCAGCAUCCUCUUCGCAGACAUAGUCGGCUUCACCAAAAUGUCUGCCAAUAAGUCAGCACACGCCUUGGUGGGCCUCCUCAAUGACCUUUUUGGACGUUUUGACCGUCUCUGCGAACUGACCUGCUGUGAAAAAAUCAGCACUCUUGGGGACUGCUACUAUUGUGUGGCAGGCUGCCCUGAGCCCAGACCGGACCACGCCUACUGCUGUGUUGAGAUGGGCCUGGGUAUGAUCCAGGCCAUAGAGCAGUUCUGCCAGGAGACGUGUGAGACAGUCGACAUGCGCGUCGGCGUCCACACGGGCACCGUCCUGUGUGGCAUUCUGGGAAUGAAGCGCUUCAAGUUUGAUGUGUGGUCAAACGACGUCAAUCUAGCCAACAUGAUGGAGCAGCUCGGCGUGGCGGGCAAGGUGCACCUAUCGGAAGCCACCGAUCGCUUCUUGGAUGACCGUUACCAGAGGGAAGAUGGGAGGGUGGCGGAGAGGGCCGGGCAGAGCAUGAUGGAGAAACUGAAGGGACUGAAGACGUACCUGAUCUCAGGGAGGAAGUUGGAGCACGAUGCCCAGUGUGGCUGUUCCCAGCUGCCAGUGGGGGAGUUUGCAGCGGUCAGUCUGCCCUCCUGUCCUCAGUCCCACACCCCCGACCUCAUCCCCGGGGGAGCGCAGGCUGCUGAGUCCCUGCUUCCCCACCGCCCCCCAGACAGGACCGCUCCUCCCUGUGUGUCUUGCAGUGUGGUUUUGUCAGCAGGAGCAGAGCAGGGCGAUGAGGUGGCUGUGCUGAACGGCUGCCAGGAGGAGCACAAGACCAGCAGUGCCAAGUUUGUCCCAGGCCACAGCCCCAGGGCAGCCAAUGGCCUGCUGAGUCCUCCACUGGAGGACCCAGUGCGGGCCAGCCAGAGCUCCCUGUGCGACAUGCUCCAGGAGAAGGAGAAGAAGACCAGUACGAGCACAGGGACUGGCACCAGCCUGGGCAUGGCAGGGGGCACCGGGACGGCGGGCACGGGCAUGGACCACUCAGCUCUCAUCCAGCUGCGUGCCAAAAACUUCAGAGAGAAGAGCGACGCCCACUUUGUGGAUGUUAUUCGUGAGGACAGUCUGAUGAAGGACUACUUCUUCAAACCACCUAUCAACAAGAUCAGCCUCAACUUCCUAGAGAGACCCCUGGAGAUGGCCUAUCGCACCAGCUACCAGGAGGAGGUGAAGAACCAGGUUCAGGUGCAGACCUUUGCCAGCGCCACCUUUAGCUCCUUCCUGGACGUGCUCCUCAGCUGUUUUGUCUUCCUGGCCCUCACACUGGCCUGCUUCCUUCCGCCCCUGGUUAGCCCUGACACCACAGGCCCUCCAGCCCCCACUGCCCUGGUCCUUGUCCCUCUGGCUGGCCUGCUGGAGUUGGCCUCCCUGGUGCUCUCCAUACGGAUGGCCUUCUAUCUGGAGGAGGUGAUGAGCUGUACCCGAUCUCUGCUCAGAGCAGUCUCAGGCUGGAUUCCCCGUCACGUGAUCGGGGCUGUAUUGGUCUCACUCCCCGCCAUCUCCGUCUUCUCCCACCUCACCCGUCUCCAUCUGCCUCUCCAGGUCACCAUGUUCCUGUGCUGUGCCACCAUCCUGGCCAUCAUCCAGUACUGUAACUUCUGUCAGCUGAGUUUUUGGAUGCGCUCAGCCCUGGCCACUGCCACAGGAGCUGCCCUGCUGCUGCUGCUCUACAGCCCCCUCCACAGGACCAGCUCUGGUAAUAACAGCUUGCCUGCACUUGGGGUUAACCUCACUGCUCUUAGUGAUGGUGGUUCUGCAUGGACCACUCCAGAACCAGACCCUCCACUGCGACCUCUUGACCUUCUGGUCCCAGAGGCCAUCCUCGCCUUCUUCCUGCUCCUGCUCCUGGUCUGGUUCCUCAACCGCGAGUUUGAGGUCAGCUACCGCCUCCAUUACCACGGCACUGUGGAGGCUGACAAGCACCGCUUCAAGAUCCAGACGAUGCGAGACCAGGCAGAGUGGUUACUGGGAAACAUUAUCCCGAUCCACGUCGCUGAGCAACUCAAGGUGACUCAGAGCUACUCCAAGAACCACGACAGCGUGGGCGUGAUCUUUGCCAGCAUUGUAAACUUCAGUGAAUUCUAUGAGGAGAGCUAUGAGGGUGGCAAGGAGUGCUACCGCGUGCUCAACGAGCUAAUUGGAGACUUUGACGAGCUCCUCCGCAAACCUGAAUUUGCCCACGUGGAGAAAAUCAAGACAAUUGGUGCCACCUACAUGGCAGCGUCAGGACUGAAUGUUCAGCAGAUGGCUGAUAGUGAUAAUGACCAUCCACAUGCCCACCUGAGAGCACUGUUUGACUUCGCCCUGGAGAUGAUGGGUGUCCUGGACGACUUCAACAAGAACAUGCUGGGCUUCGGUUUCAAGCUUCGCAUCGGAUUCAACCAUGGGCCGCUGACAGCGGGGGUGAUUGGCACCACGAAGCUGCUCUACGACAUCUGGGGAGAUACGGUCAACAUCGCUAGCCGGAUGGACUCCACUGGUGUGGAGUGCCGGGUGCAGGUGAGUGAGGAGAGUCACGCCAUGCUGAGUGCCAUGGGCUUAGAGUUUGACUACAGAGGUACCGUAAAUGUAAAGGGAAAAGGUCAAAUGAGGACCUUUCUGUACCCAAAAAGUGGGGAAAGUAUAUCAGGGUGCCAAGACCGGCUGGAUGUGGGCAUCGGCGUUGGACCCUCAUCAGUGGCAGUGCCAGCCAAUAAGACUUCAGAAUCUGUUGCCACGGCAGCAGCUCUUCCUCCCUGUCCCUCUUCGUCUCACCCACCUUCCUCCUCCUCACCUUCCACACUCCCUCCUCAAUCCCAAAGCAAUGCUGCGAGGCCUCCAGGAGCGAGGCCUGAGCCUGUCCCAGCUAAGUCCACAGAGGUGAGGAAGGAGGGAUAUAGGGACGCUCCACACCUCCCUGGGCAGUCUCCUGCCACAGACCUUCACCCCCCAUCCCUUCAAGAACUACACCCAGAACCUAGUGCCACACAAGUGCCCUUCUCCGCGCAGGCUGCACCUCUCGCACUUCAGGAGGAGGAGGAUGAAGAGGAGGAGGCCAAUGAGCUGACAAAACUCAAUGAGGAGUUUUACGCUCGUCUCUGAUCAAUCCUCUCCCCUUCCCCUAUCUUCUCCCUCGCUGUUCCUGACCGCUGUCUCUUCAGGACUGUCUCUGUUUAGGUGCGGGCUGGACAUUCCUUACUUUAGGCGUGGGUGCGGUGUCCUCUCCUUUUCCAGAAGUAGUAGGCAUGGAUGAAGAAGAGGGAAUUGGUCCCUCCAUCUGUUUGGACACAAACUAUGUCUACAGUGGCUACAAAAAUGGCCACUAACUUUUUUUUUCCAUGGGAAUGUUGCCUGAGCAUUGGGGUGGGUUGGACCUGUGUUGAACACAGCAAUAUACAGUGGAGAAAUGGCAAAAAGGGGCUAGGAGGGAAGGGAAAGUUGUUGGUGUCGUCGUUGAUGAUGUUUUUUUCUUAUUAUUUUUUGUUGUUAAGUGCCUUCAGGACUAAAAUCAUGAACGAUCAAAUAUGAAUCUGAACAAAAAAUAAGUUUUAACAAUCUUUGUACGGGCUUUCCCCCCUAAUACUUAUACUACGGAACAUGCUGUGGUUUCUUACUUCAUGCUUUUAUUUUCAGUGCAAGUAUUUGUUAAAAAAAAACAAUAUUGUUGUGCCAUAUCAUUUUGUUUGAACUUGAUCAAAGUCUUGACCUGACUAAAGGGAAAAUAAUUUUAGAUUCUAUGUAAGUGCCAGUGCAGCAUGAUGGGCUGAGCAGGGAACUAUGGGUGGAAUGAGGGAAUCACAACAAGCAGUGUUAAUUUAUGUAUUCUGCUUCGACAUGAGGGCUUGAUACAGUAUUCAUUUGUGCUAGAGUCUCAGUAAAAAGGGACAUACUAAAUAGGGCUACAUAGAUUUUAGUUUGUGUAGCAGCUAAAUGCACAUGUAAGCACAGGUCUUGCACAAACAGUGUUUUCUCGACCACUUGUAUUUGGUAGUUAUUACAAUAAGAUAGCUUUUUAAAAAGAGUUUUAACAGAGUUCUUGUCUGUCACAGCACGUACAUGCAGAAGCACAAAAUGAAAUCAAAUAAGGGAAUACGUCAGGACGAAAAGGUGAUAUUAAAAAGUGAGAUCAUCACAAAAGCAGGAAGGCACUUUAAAGAUACUUGAGUGGAACUGUGAGUGACAAUCAGUGUGUAGUAAUAAUCAACUGGACUAGACAACAGGGUGGUCCAGAUCGCCAUCGGUUAAAGUGUCAAAGCGCAGAUCAGAUUCUGACUAUGGAAUUCACAUCGUUUCUGCAGUAUUGUAUAGAAGAUCUCAGACCCGGCUUUUGUGAAGUUCCAUCCAUUGCCGUCAUUACCACAGAAAAAAAGAAUAAUCAGUCAAACCAUCACUAGAUUCAAUCAAUAGUGGAAUAUUGUCUGGCUUUAGCUGUGUGAUUUGCUGUUGAAGGGGUGGGACUUUUGACUUUUAUCCAAUCACAGCCUCUGUGUUGAGGGGGCCCACUACUGUAUCAAUAUACUUCAAUUGUGCCACUUUAAUUGAGUGAUCUAUAGGUGCAAUGCAACCUAAAAUAUCUGAUUGUUUUGAGGUGCCUAAAAGUAUGACAAACUGUAUUUUGGGUUUUUUGUUGUUUUGUUUUGUUUCAAAAAAAAAAAAAAAAAAAAAAGUAUCACACUCUUGUCAAGAUGACGGUAGAUUAUGAUUGUAUUUUUGAGGAGAUGAUGCGCCUUCUGCAGUUUUUGCUGCAGCUCGUGACAAAUUCCAUUUUUUUUUUCUUCUUUUUCCAAUUCUAGCAUUGUUAUUAACCGGCUGCCUGGAACAGUGUGGUGGUGUGCCCGUGGAAUAGCUUGCACCUCUUAAGUUUUUCUCUUUGCCCAUUACUCACUUUAUGUUUUUGUCUUUACUUCUGGAAAGACAUGUUAAAAUUCACUUGUUUCCCCCUUGUACCUUGUACCUCUUGUGUGUGUGUGUGUGUGCGCGCGUGUCUGUGUCUGUGUGAAGCUAGACUUCAUGUAAGUUCUGUCCUGCCACAUGAUCAAAGUGAUUUUUGAUAACCAAAUGUUCAAUUUGACUUACAUAAAAGGAUCCUGAUUCUUUGCUUCAAGUGUUGCUCCAAAUACUCACUUAAAGCAGCAGAAAAAAAACAGUAAACAGGCUUUUGAAUAGGCAUCGACACACUAGCCAUGACGUUGAGAAAUGAAUGAAAAAUUAUUUAUGCUCAGAAUCAGUAACUCAGAAAAGAUCACUGUAAUGUGAUACCCAAAGAAAUAAAUCUACAUGGUUGAUUGUUGGCAAUUUUGUUAUUUUGUUGCUGCUGUUUUCAUCUGUUAGAGAGGAGUCACAUGCACAAGACUGUUUUCUUUUUUGUGUGAUUGCAGGGAAAGCCCCAAGUAUGAAAUCUACAUAAUGAAUUGGUCCUGCAAAUGCACAUCAAUUCACCUUCUUUAGAGUAUGCCUUACAUUCUGGUUAAAGGGAUAGUUUGCGCAUUUUGAAAACUUUUCUGAUAUUUUACUCCCCCUCUAGCUGUGCUGUAGGACAGUAGUGGUGCUAUCUUCCUCUCAUUGUUACUGAGUGCUGGAUACUGGCUGGAUGCUCCAAAUGCUAACUGUUAGCUUCCUGCCACUGAGGUGGACUUCCCCCCAGCUAACAUCCUUAAAUAAAAGCACUAAAUCCACUCAAAGGUUUAAUAGGUUCUGAAACAAAAUGCACCUACGACUUUUUAUAGAAUUUUUACAGUGCAAAAUGCGUAAAAAUGUUGACUAAAAAAAUUAUCAGGGAGUAGAACUAUUUUCUUGUGCGGCCUCCUCUCUCUGUGCUGGUGCUCAGGUACAGCAGUGGCUAGCAGGGGUCUGAAAGGUUUGGGAAAUGUGAUAGAGGGGAGCGGAGGAAAAGAAGCUAGCCACAACAUUACUUGUAAGCUAUCUUUUAGUAUUACAGGAGAAAGUUGUUGUUCUUGUCCUCCAACACGUGUUCAUAAACUCAAUGAGGAAAACGAAUAAUAGCAAACCCAGACAAUCUGCUUCAGUCUCUGUGGUGGCUGCUGCUUCUCUGAUGUGGAGUGAUACAGGAAGUGAGGAAGUUACCGGAUCUUUUUUCUUUUGCUGCCAACAGGAAAAACCCAGUUAGAUACAGUAGUUUAAACAAAGUUUGUGCGCACACAGUAGAUGUGUAUUUUGUGUGUGACACUUAAAAAGUCAUACGACACUUAAAAAGUCAUAUUAAACCUUCCUUGAGUGGAUAAAGUCGGUUAAUUUUAAUUAUGUUAGCUGGGGGGAAAUCCACUUGAAUGGCAGGAGGCUAACAGUUAGCAUUUGGAGCAUCCAGCACUCAGUAACAAUGAGAGGAAGACAGCACCACUACUGUCCUACACAACAGCUGGAGGGGGGCAGGUGAAAUAAUAUCUUUUUUUUUUUUUUUUUUUAACAUGGGCAAAUUAUCCCUUGAAAGGAUUUUGCCUCGAUAAAGAGCCUUGGACUGAAAUUUUGGCCUCACAUUGGAAGAAACAGACAUGAGGGGGAAUGGGGAAUGUGGGGGAAUCUUCUAUAUUUACAUUGCCACCUUCAUCUGUAGCUUGAAGUGUCUUUACCUCUGCCAUUGUGCACUCCUGAUGUACACAACCAGUGCCUUCUGAAC
This is a messenger RNA of Myripristis murdjan (pinecone soldierfish), 10303 nucleotides long. It is a transcript of the gene adcy9a, whose product is annotated as adenylate cyclase 9. NCBI's taxonomy places the organism in Eukaryota, Metazoa, Chordata, Actinopteri, Holocentriformes, Holocentridae. The record is from RefSeq and is a predicted model, not a curated record. Gene Ontology annotation, cellular component: plasma membrane. Gene Ontology annotation, biological process: adenylate cyclase-activating G protein-coupled receptor signaling pathway; cyclic nucleotide biosynthetic process; intracellular signal transduction. Bases 2257 to 6771 code for a protein of 1504 amino acids. Gene Ontology annotation, molecular function: adenylate cyclase activity. The transcript has 11 exons.